CCCGGGCACAGUCAGCCUGAACUUCCAUCCACACGGACUCCUGGUGUUUCCUUUAAGAGCCCGCUCCCCUCGCCCUGUUUGGGGUCUGGAGGAUUAAAGAGCCGGCUGCGCAUGCGCGGACAGGAGGCGGCUGGAGCCUCCAUGUGUAAGAGGCGCAUUAUUUGGCAACGUGAGCAGAGGCCAGGACUACCGGGGAUCCGUGUGUGUAGGACCCGGCGUAAGAGGCCUCCUCCCGGCCUGGCCCAUCCCGCCCAGCCGGCUACACCAUCUUGCAGCUCUGUGAAAAGGAGCACUCAACAACGGCUCUGAAUUCUGGGAGCUGUGAUGUCACACAUAGGCACCCAUGGCCCAUCCAUUGUCGGUGUUCCCUCCUCUACCCUGCAGCAGCUGCUCACUGACACAGGAGCCGAACCUGCAGAGUCAUGUGAUGGGAGCGGCUUGGACAACAUGGCAGAUGAACCAUGCCGGACGACUCGUAGCCAGAAAAGGGCUUUGGAACGAGAGGUGACACAAAAUGACGUUGACCAUAAGAAAAUCAAACUGGAGAAAGGACCUGUAGAUGGGGAUCUUAUGAUAAAGACAGAGUCUGGCAAAGUUCCUGGACUGCUGAAAAGUGGGGAGGUGAAAGCAACUAUAAAAGUGGAGGUACCGACGGGAGAUGAACCAAUGGAUAUGAGCACCUCAAAAAGUGAGGUGAAGAGGGAAAAGAGGGUUCCUUCUCCUGACGAUGUUAUUGUGUUAUCUGAUAAUGAACCUUCCAGUCCACGGAUGAAUGGUCUGUCUAAAACAAAAGAGCCACAUUCUGAAACUUUUUUGCUUUUGCAGAAAAGCAGCCCUGAAGAAAGAGAACGGAUUAUCAAGCAGCUAAAAGAAGAAUUACGGUUAGAAGAAGCAAAACUGGUGCUACUUAAAAAACUCCGUCAGAGUCAAAUCCAGAAGGAGACUGCCCCACAGAAGGUGACAUCGCGCAUCUCUGGCACAGUCAUACCACCACCUCUGGUACGAGGUGGACAACAGACGGCCAAGCAAUCAAACCAGAUAGUUAUGCCACCUCUUGUUAGAGGAGCACAGCCCAUUUCUGUCUCUCCUCAGCAGAUGCACAACAUCAGGCAACAUCCAAGCACAGGCCCUCCUCCGCUACUGCUAGCUCCCCGCGCUUCAGUUCCUAGCGUGCAGAUGCAAGGUCAAAGAAUCAUCCAGCAGGGCUUGAUACGGGUGGCCAAUGUGGCAAACACGAACUUGCUGGUCAACAUACCACAGGCAUCCCAAAAUACUUUAAAGGGUUCAGCUGGAACAGCAGGAAGCGCUACCAGCCUCUCAUCCGCCAAUACAAACGACUCCCCUGCUAGUCGACAAGCAGCUGCCAAGCUUGCCUUACGGAAGCAGUUGGAGAAGACCUUGCUGGAGAUUCCCCCACCUAAACCCCCCACCCCAGAACUCAAUUUUCUACCAAGUGCAGCCAAUAAUGAGUUUAUUUAUCUGGUGGGACUUGAGGAAGUAGUGCAAAAUCUUUUGGAGUCGCAAGGUAAGACUGUUCCACAGCCCCCCUCUCAUGAGCCUUAUAGUUGUGCCCAAUGCAAGACUGACUUCACCAGCCGCUGGAGGCAGGAGAAGAAUGGGACCAUCAUGUGUGACGUGUGCAUGACCUCUAACCAAAAGAAGUCACUGAAAGCUGAGCAUACCAACCGACUGAAAGCUGCCUUUGUUAAAGCUCUGCAACAGGAGCAAGAGAUUGAACAAAGGAUACUGCAGCAGAGCUCUUCCCCUGCACAGAUCAAGACGGAGCAUUCUAUGCAGCAUCACACUCUGAAACAAAGCCCUACACCAAUAUCCCGUGGAUUGUCGGGGACCACACGAGGUGUCCUGCAUACGUUCCCAUCUUCGACCAAGCUGCCCAAUGCAGCCACCAUUGCCAACAGACUGAUUAAACCCGGAGAGCGUCCUCUGAACAAAACCAAUCUGGCACCUGGAAACUGGAAAAAGACCUCAAUGAAUGCAGGGCAAACUACUGGUCAGCGAGUCAUAGCGACACAACAAUCAAAGAAACAAUCAGUGGAGAUGCACAGGGGAGGAACGUUGGCCUUUGUUAACCCUGGCCUUGCUGUGCAUAAGUCUGCAGCUGUGGAUCGCCAACGGGAAUACCUCCUAGAUAUGAUUCCUUCCCGCUCUAUCACCCAGUCCUCUACGUGGAAAUAAUAAAUCCAUCCUCCAGGAGUGGGAAAAAUAAAGACGAACAUAAAUUUAGUGAACAUGAGACAAGAAAGGACUGUUUACCUAUACUGUCCUUUCCCUCCAUCCCACGCACAGAAGGAUGAACUUGUUUCAACGCCUUUCCUUUACAUUUUUACUACAGACAUUGAUAGCAACCUGCAAGUAAGGUGUUGGGUGUGCUUUGGUCUAGAAUGGGGAGUUCACAGGAAAAAGAAAAGCCACUUUUGUUUUUGUUAAUUUUUAGGCUGGCUGGCAAGUGUCGUGGAUUUUCAUAACCUCCAACAUGCUCCCAAUGUUUUUUUUGUUUUUUUUUUCAUAAAAAAAGAAAACUACUCUGUCUGACAUAAAAGAAGGCAUCCGAGUUCUCCACAAUGCAGUUGGAAGAUAACUGGAUUUUUUUUCCCCCCCUAUAAAUUUAAGGAGGCAUUUUUUUUUCUUCGCAUGGCUGAAUUGAUCAGGUUCACUUCUGAUUCUGGAGCAGAACAGGUCCAGUCAGACCAAAAGCAUUUGUUAAAUGCAUUAAAUAAAGUUCUAUUUAAAUAGCUCUAUGGAAAAAAAAUGUAUGCCUCAGAGUGUGUUGCUGUGGAUAGCCCAUUUGUAUGACAUUCAUUAUCUGAAGAAGGAUAUUUGAAUACAACUCUUUCUGCUCUAAUCCAGUUUGCUUCGUUUUCACUGGACUUAAGCUUGUGAAGGGUUAGAGGACAUUUUGUGGGGUUUAUUCAGGCCUCUGUUUUAGGUAAACUGCUGCAUUAUUCUAGAAUUGAUUUUCAGGCUGUUUCGAUGGCUGUCCUUUAUUCCUGUCUACUGACUUUGCAAAAAAAAAUAAAAAAAAUAGAAAAAAAAAAAGUUGCAACAAUAAAAUGGAAAGCUGAAUGGGACAGUCUUACGUUUUCCCUGUGUUCAGUUUCAAUGUAAUCAGGAAAUUACCCCAGUUUUUUGCUGGUAAACCAGGUUUAAUUUAAGGCCAUUGGAAGUGUCGGAUUGGCAAAAAAGUAGUUUGUCAAAUGCUAAAUCCUCUUCCCUUUAUAAUGUUUAUUUUAAUCCUCUUUCUGUUGUGUGGAUAUCUGUUUAGAUACUUUUUUGAUAUAUGCAGUUUAAGGACUUUAGUAAAAAAUUUUGUUUUUUGUUUUUUUGGGAGGGAAUGGAAACUUAUGUUUUUCCUUUUUAUUUGUAUAAAUGAUAAACCAUAGAAUUUAAACUUGACUUUUUGUGUGUAUGAUGGAUUAGUAUGAGAGACUGCUAUAUAUAUAUAUUUUUUUCAUUCCACAAUGUAGGACUGUUUUCAGGGCAACUUCUCAUUUUAUCAUGCUUCCCCCUCCCCUCCAUGUUUUGCCCCCACAUAAAAUCUAAGUAAAGAAUAAGACACUCUGGUGUAUUUGGGCAAACAAACCAACUCCUGGUUUUUUUUUAUAAAAAAAAAUGGUGGAGGGGAGGAGGGCACUUAUUUAAAUGCAAAUGCACAAACCUUGGAAAUAUUGCUUUUGUAAACCCGUUCACUUGUCCUUUAAAAUGUUUCAUGUUUAACUGUUGGAUAAAUGGCCUAAAAAGGGUAGAAUCUUUUACACCACUUAGAGAUCAUCUGUUGUCCAAGCUUUGACUCCUAAAUUUGAGGAGUACAAAUGGUUUAGCAAACAAUUUCUUGAAUCCGUCAAAUUAACUACCCCUCUUCUUUUGCAAUUUAUUUUUAUUAUAUAUAUAUAUAUAUAUUAAUUCUAACCAAAACUAUUUAAAUUUGGGUGUUGUGUAAUGAAGACUGUUAAUGUAUGAACGUAUACUUGCAAUUGCAGGCCCAUUAUGAAUUUUCAAGUCAGCAAGGUUUUCAGGUGAUUAAUUUUGCUGCCUGCCAACUGUCCCCGUUGGCAGUCAUGUGCCACCAGAAGAGGCAGCAGCUUUUGUGUACUUGAUGUUCACAUAGGGCUACAAAGUAUAACUUUACAUACAGGAAGCCUGCAUCACCCCCCACCCAAGAAAGGGAUAGUUUUGGAUGGAGGUUUUUUGGUUAAAAUAACACUGUUCUCCUAAUAUUAGGAGUGCAGGUUUUUUGACUUGUCGGAGAAGCAUAGUGUGUGUGUGCCUGCUAGAGUGUGGGAUUUGAGGAUGCCCCAUCACUGAUAGAACUAGCCGUUUCUAUUUAAUCACACUGGCCAGAGCCGAAUUUCUGAAUAAUAUUAAUAAAUAACUAAGCCAACUCA
Molecule: messenger RNA, 4403 nt
Organism: Rana temporaria (common frog)
Lineage: Eukaryota; Metazoa; Chordata; Amphibia; Anura; Ranidae
Gene: GATAD2A
Product: GATA zinc finger domain containing 2A
Exons: 12
Coding region: 325-2196 (623 amino acids)
Biological process (GO): negative regulation of transcription by RNA polymerase II
Cellular component (GO): NuRD complex
Molecular function (GO): sequence-specific DNA binding
Source: RefSeq, a predicted model, not a curated record